GUUGACUACGACAACAUUUCAAUCCGUCGCCGACUUUCCAAAAAGUCAUUUGUGAACUACAUAUUACAACCUACUUGGUCAAAACCACAGAACACAUAAGACUGUGGUUGUAGUUCAAAUCAAUCAAAUCAACAGGUGUUCAAGCCGCUGAAACAGUUGUGUGUUGUGUUGUUUUGUUUAUGUUUAGAUUUCUAGUUCGCGGUCAAAAAUAGGAACAAUGGCCUUUCAAGAAUACUCUAUUCUUUCAAGUUACGAUAUCUGCAAACAAUGUAGCAGUUAAAAAGCUAUGAGUGAAGCUAGAGUUAUUGAACAAUUUUUUGGUGUAUACCUUCUAUACUGCUUAAAUCCUAAAUAUAAGGGUCGUACUUAUGUGGGAUACACAGUAGAUCCCAAUAGGAGGAUAAAACAACAUAACAAGGGCAAAAAACAUGGGGGAGCCUGGAGAACUAGUAGUAGAGGACCUUGGACAAUGGUGUUGAUUAUUCAUGGAUUUCCAAAUAAUGUAUCAGCCUUAAGAUUUGAAUGGGCAUGGCAGCAUCCUCACAUAUCUAGAAGACUUCGUCAGGUACACAAAAAGAAACCAAGAGAAAAGGUUUACGAUUUUCAUCUAAGAGUUCUCUCAGAGAUGCUAACUGUCCCUCCUUGGUGUAGAUUACCUCUUACAGUGAGAUGGCUAAAUGAAGAAUUUGUGAAACCAUUUCCAGCUGACAAACAGCCACCAAUCCAUAUGCCUAUAUGUCAUGGUCCAGUGAUAAGCAAAAAAAUGAAUAGCGCUAAAAAGGCUACUGUUCAAGAGCAGGUGUUGAACUUAUGCAACAUUUGUUAUGAACUAAUUGAUGAAAAGCAAAUAAGAUGUCUGAGUGAAAACUGUGAUCUGAAUUCUCACAUAAUCUGCUUAUCAGAAUAUUAUCUACAACCUGGAGAAUAUGUACCAGUAGAAAGACAGUGUCCAAGAUGUAAAGAUACUUUUUUGUGGGGUGACCUUGUCAGAAAAUACAAAGGAUGCUACAAUAAUAUGGAUAUAGAACUCCCGUUAGAUAAUGCAAAUGAAUUUUAUCAUUCUGAUUCUGAGUAAUUUUAUAUUUUUAAUAAUGAAUGUAAGGAGGUUGUAUGUUUUUUUUUUACAUGUCCACAUAUCCAUCAGUCCAGUUCUAUAAUACUAUCAUACGGGAUCACCGUCUAGGUCACGUGUUGUAAUAAGAAGAUGACACUCUAGGUUAACGUCAAUAUAAAAUGGCUGGUUUGACGGGAAAAGGCUGGAAUUAUGUUGCAGGUGUUCCAGAAACUGAAGAACAGCAAAAGCUGAGGUUCCAGGUGGAGUUAGAAUUCGUCCAAUGUUUAGGAAAUCCAAACUAUCUCAAUUUUCUAGCUCAAAGAGGAUACUUCAAAGACAGCACAUUCAUCAAUUACCUAAAGUACCUGUUGUACUGGAAAGAGCCGGACUAUGCAAAAUUCCUAAAGUACCCAAUGUGCUUGUAUUUCUUGGAUCUACUGCAGUAUGAACAUUUCAGAAGAGAACUUGUGAAUGCUCAGUGCACAAAAUUCAUAGAUGAUCAGCAGAUAUUAUUGUGGCAGCAUUAUACACGUAGGAGGAGUAGGUUACUGAUGACACCUGUUGUGAAUGGCAGCUUGGAUCAGAACCCAAAUCAAAAUAUCCAAAGCAAUGGGCAUAUAAACCCUAAAAUGAAACUAUCCCAGAGUCCAUAGGUGAACUCCCACUAGCCAAUUGCAAUCUGGCUCUGAAAUAAUAAAAGCCUCAUCUAGGAUAGUUCCUGGUAGAAUCUGAGCAAUGCGUUGCAUCUUUUCCUCAUUCUAAGAAAUGUGAUCUAAAACCUGAUAAUGGCUGAUUAUUACAGCUUGGUGGUUUGUAGAAUAAUUCUUAAGUUGUUUUAUUAUCUUUAAUUAAAUAUUUAUAAAUAAUCAAUAAAUAAAUUUG
Molecule: messenger RNA, 1936 nt
Organism: Acanthoscelides obtectus
Lineage: Eukaryota; Metazoa; Arthropoda; Insecta; Coleoptera; Chrysomelidae
Source: the annotation of a GenBank genome assembly